AUGUUAGGCUACUCGGAACAGCAAAGAUCAAAAACCAGCAUUAUAUCGCACUUGCUAAUACUACUUAUCAUUAUAACAAUAAUUAUUGAAAUGUGCUUAUAUAAUAAAAUUUUCAAGAGCCAAAGAUCCGACGAUAUUAGAGACAACUUUCGAAAUGGUGGAGAUCAAGUUCCCAGUAUGGUGCAAAACCAGAAACCUCAUGAUGGUGGAAAGGGCUAUGUAUCAGGGGUUUAUUACUCCAACUGGUCGCCAUACACGCCAAGAUUUCAUUUUCCGCAUGACAUCAAUUUGAUGCAAGUGUCGCAUGUUUAUUAUGCUUUUUUUAGAAUUAAUUCCAAAACAGGUGGCAUAGAAAGCACCGAUAGUUGGUCAGAUUUGGAAAUGAAUUUAUACAAGCCCUUGGCAAUUAAAUCUUCACAGUUGGUAGAGAACAACUUGAAUGAUAGUGUACAAAAUAUUUUGCCUUUAGGUUGUGUUGGUGAACUAUUUUAUUUAAAAAAUGCAUGUUCUGAGAAAAAGUUCAAAGUUAUUAUGUCAAUUGGAGGUUGGUCAGAUAGUGAGAACUUCAAAACUAUAGUAGGAGAUGAUAAGUUAUUACAAAAUUUUGUUGAUUCAUCAGUAGAAACAAUGUUUAAGUUAGGAUUUGAUGGUAUUGACAUAGACUGGGAGUUUCCUGAAAACAAUAAAAUCGAACCUCAGGGUUAUCUGAAAUUAGUUAAAAUGCUGCGAUUGAAAUUGAAUAAUCUAGAAUCUCAAAUAUUUGGUGAGAGCAUCGAAGAUCAUUUCCAAAUAUCUAUUGCAGCACCUGCAUUUAAGGAUAAAUUAUUCUUUCUGCCAAUCUCCGAAAUUGAUCAGUAUAUUGAUUACUGGAACAUGAUGACAUAUGAUUAUUAUGGCUCAUGGUCUGAAACAACAGGCUAUCAUAGCAAUUUAUUUAGCGAAACGGAAUUAAGCGGAAAUUUUGCUAUGCAUUACAUGAUCGAUGAAUUUAGUGUCGACUCCAGUAAGUUGGUAUUGGGAAUGGCUGCUUAUGGUAGAAGUUUCCAUAUCAAGGAUAGUAAGUUUCAACCGUUUACUCAAAACACUGUAUUAAUCAACCAACACUUCAAAGGGGUGGGAAAGCCCGGCAAGGAAAUAGAUAAAGCUGAUGGCAAAGAAGGUAUCUGGCCCUAUAAAAGUCUACCAAAGAAAGGUACUAUAGAACAGUACGACCCCAAAUACGUUUCGGCGUAUUGUUUUGAUGAGAAAAAUUCGAUUUUUAUCAGCUAUGAUAAUACCAAAUCAGCUAAAACAAAAGCAGAGUAUGUAAUGCAUAACAAGCUAGGUGGGGGGUUUUGGUGGGAAUCAUGUGGUGAGGCUCAUACGAAUAAAUCAAGGUCGUUAAUAAACGCAUUCAAUGAAGGUAUCCGCUUUAACGUAUCAUCGAAACCAUCCAUGUUCCAAGACAUGAGAGUUAUAAAAUUCUACUUGAAUAAAUAUGGCGAUGAUGGAUUUUUAUCACCGUAUUUAAAACAUUUGGAAUCAUCUAAGCAAUGA
Messenger RNA from Saccharomyces kudriavzevii IFO 1802, 1536 nucleotides. RefSeq names its product putative chitinase (gene CTS2). NCBI's taxonomy places the organism in Eukaryota, Fungi, Ascomycota, Saccharomycetes, Saccharomycetales, Saccharomycetaceae. Bases 1 to 1536 code for a protein of 511 amino acids. Gene Ontology annotation, molecular function: chitinase activity; chitin binding. Gene Ontology annotation, biological process: carbohydrate metabolic process; chitin catabolic process. The record is from RefSeq and is a predicted model, not a curated record. Gene Ontology annotation, cellular component: extracellular region. The transcript has a single exon.